Messenger RNA from Punctularia strigosozonata HHB-11173 SS5, 4209 nucleotides. Its product is annotated as P-loop containing nucleoside triphosphate hydrolase protein. Lineage: Eukaryota; Fungi; Basidiomycota; Agaricomycetes; Corticiales; Punctulariaceae. The coding region runs from base 1 to 4209 and encodes 1402 amino acids. Gene Ontology annotation, molecular function: ATP binding. The record is from RefSeq and is a predicted model, not a curated record. The transcript has 30 exons.
AUGAAUGCUUACAAUGAACCACUUCGAAAAUCUAAUGCAACGUUACUGCACGCAUCUAAGACGUCCGCCGAGGCCGAUGCCAUCGUUCGAGGCGUCGUGGAAGACUGGGUGCAAGCCACGCACCACCAACGUUACCUUCUUGAGUACGUUUUAAGCGCUCUCGACGAAAGGCCCCUGACGUUCCUCAGAGAGUGGCUUCUUGGCCACUUUCCGAGCAACGCCGGCGCGUACCUCACGCGCAUGUGGCAACCUCUUCUUGCCCAACUGUCUGCCAACCUGUGCGCCUUGGCUAAUAACGCUGACACGGACGCUGAGUCGCUCGACGACCUUCGUCGGCGACUGCAACGCGUCCAAACCGCAUCCCCUGUCUUGGAGGUGCUAUCCACCACGAUCUUUCCAGAGAGUGGUCCAUCGUCACACGCGCCAGCGUGUCGCAACAGCCCUGAGGAUACCUUCCUCGAGGUAGAAGAGGAUGACGACGACGAAGCGUUGUCCUUGGGAGUGAACAUCACCCUAAAGCGCAAGUCUCAACGGGAGAACAAGCAGAAACGCGGCAAGCGACCGCGUCAGAAGACGAUCGACAAGGGGCCGAACCUGAAAGCGUCCGAGCUGAACGCGUUUCGCGCGUAUGGAGCACCGGUACCGCAAACCCGUCGGGAGGCAGACGUGCUGCGUCACGAGGUGUUGGACGAGCUCAGGCAAUCGCUGACGUGGUACCUAGAGGUGGUACGUUGGCCUCAAACACACGAAGCCGUCCUCAACGCGAUCAACGAAGAGCUAUCGAACCCGCACCAGCCCAACUCGAGCACGAACGAGGAUACGCGCAUGGCGUCGCCGGAGCUCAGUCGCAAGAAUCUCGAAAGCGAGUCCGAGACGCCCGCCGCCUACCCGAUGGUGCAGCCCAUGAAGGCCGCGCUCUACUUCGACAGCGUCGAGGGCUUCGGCGAGUGGCGCAUCCUGGUCUCGACCCGAGCGGACAAGAAGCUGCGGGAGACAAGGAAAAAGGACCGGGAGACGUUCAGGAUUAUCGUCAAGAAGAUCAAGUCGGUGUUCUGUUACCAUCUCAUGAACGCGGUGCUUACCAAAGGCGCUCUCGCAUGUUCUUUCUCCAGGGAAUUGUCGACAGGCCACUUCUCCGACGACAACCAGAAGCGCUUGAACGGUCCUGAUACAGACAUCCCGAUCUUCGAAGCGAAGAUGACGAGGGAUUUGCGUCUCGUCUAUCAGGUCGAUUGCGUGCCCGAAUUUGGCACCGAUGGCGAGCGUCAAGUCAUCAAGAUAUUCGGAAUAUAUACCCAUGCGCAGCUUGAUCAGCGUUUUUGGAACUCAGUCGGAACCCAGCUGGCGAAGAAAGGCGGGAAGGAAUACAAGUAUAGGUGUACAUAUCGCAUGAAGCCGUUGACGAAAGGGGACAACGUGUACUUGCCAGCCUCCUUCCCGGCUCCUGAGACCGUAGUCGCGGGACCGGUUGUGGAACUUCCGAAUGUUCGGACGGAGGAUCUCGACGAGCUGCAUGCUUUGUUAGUUCUGGAGAAGUUCGUCACGUUCUCGCAGGCUUUCCUUAACAGUCUCCUCGCGAAUCAAGACGUUGUACAUCCUUUCGCGGUCAGUUCACAAGAACAGGAGAUCAUAGAGCAUCCGCACUCCUGUUAUGUCAUAGGUCGUAGCGGUACAGGGAAGACGACCACUAUGCUCUUCAAGAUGCUGGGACUUGAGCGGACGUGGCAUCUGCAUAAGGAGUCCAUGCCUCGACCGCGCCAAGUCUUCGUCACCCAGUCGCGUGUCCUCGCCACGAAAGUGGAAGAGUACUUCGGGAAGAUGCUGGAUUCCCUCGCCGCGGGUGCUCAGUCAGCGAAAGAGUUGUCGAAGCUCUCCACGAUCCGCACAGGGCGCGACGAAGGCCUAGUCGAUCUCGACGACGAGGAAAACUGGCGGAGUGACCUUCCUAAGCGCUUCAGCGAGCUGCGCGAUGAACAUUUUCCUUUGUUCAUCACAUACGAUAAGUUAUGUAAGCUGCUCGAGGCCGACGUCGAGACGACAAUCCAGGACAUCGGGCCGAUGAACGACCGGCUGGUGGACGAGGAGCAGACCAACUCGAACGAGUACAUGCUGCAGAAACGGGACUCCUUCGUCUCAUAUCAUGUCUUUUUGGAAUCUUACUGGUCCCAUUUUCCGCAGUCUUUGACUAAGGGCCUUGAUCCCGCCUUGGUUUUUAGCGAGUUCAUGGGAAUCAUCAAAGGGUCCGAGCAAGCCGUUCUUAGUGAACGUUCAAGCCUCGACCUCACUGCAUACGAGAGCCUCAGUCAUCGAACUCAGUCAACAUUCGCACGCCAGCGCGGAGUAAUAUACUCUCUCUUUGAAGCGUAUACGAAGCAGCGUAUUCAGCUCCGGCAGUACGAUGCUGCGGACAGGACUCAUCGCCUCAUCGCCUCGCUCCAGAAUCAGAAGGCCGGCCAUAAGAAGAUUGAUUACCUAUACGUGGACGAAGUGCAGGACAAUCUUCUUAUAGACGCCCUACUGCUGCGCAUGCUAUGCGUGAACUCAAACGGGCUGUUCUUCGCAGGGGAUACGGCUCAAACGAUUUCUGUGGGCAGCGCCUUCCGGUUCAACGACUUGAAGGCAUUCAUGCAUCGAGUUGAGGAACGGAGCCGGGCGGCAUCGAAUACUUCUAUUGCACCAGCUCCCCCCGUGCAGCCGCGCUCCUUCCAGUUGCUGGUGAAUUACCGUUCGCAUGGGGGUAUCGUCAAAUGUGCAUCCUCGCUCAUUCGACUUAUCAUCGAUUUCUGGCCGUACGCCAUCGAUAUGUUAGAUGAGGAGCGCGGGGUCAUCGACGGCUUGAAGCCCGUCUUCUUCCACGGAUGGGACAAAGAUACAGUUCGUUACGAGCAAUUCCUCUUUGGUGACGCUGGUGCUCCCAUAGAAUUCGGUGCUCAGCAAUGCAUUCUUGUUCGGGAUGAUGCCGCAAGAGACAGGCUGCGCGCAGAUGUCGGCGACAUCGGGCUGAUCAUGACACUCUACGAGUCCAAAGGACUAGAAUUCAACGAUGCACGUGUCCUGUUGUAUAACUUCUUCGAAGACUCAACCGUGGAUGUGUCCCAAUGGCGCGUCACUCUCAACGCCGUCGAUCCGGAUGCGCGUCAGAAUGCAGCGGCUCCUCGUUUUGACGAGAUUAAACACGCGGGGAUAUGCAGCGAGCUGAAAUUCCUCUACGUGGCGGUGACGAGGGCGCGCAAGAAUCUUUGGGUUGUGGAUUGCUCAGAGCGUGGAGAGCCCAUGAGGCUGCUAUGGACCAGUCGCGGCCUUGUGCAAAGUUGUACGCCCGGCACUGACGUGCCAAAGCUCGCCGUCUCGUCGACAGUCGAGGAAUGGGCAACAGCCGCGGAAGCACUCUUCCGUAGCAAGCGGUUUAUGCAGGCAAUGCAUGCAUACGAACGUGCAGAGAUGCAGCGUGAGGCUGCGGUCUCGCAUGCGUAUCAUCUUCGGGAUAAGGCGCGCUCUACGACGACUGGCGUCCUCAAAGCUGCACGUGCUAGGAAGGAAGCAUUUGCCAAGGCAGCACGUGCGUUUCUCACAUCUGCAGAAGGAGCGACCAAGGAAAAGAUCGCAUACUACAAGAUUGCCGGACAGUGCUUCGUCGAAGCUGAAGACGAUGUUAGCGCAGCGAAAGCUUUUCUGCACGCCCGCGAAUAUACAUCCGCUGCCCAACAUUUCCGAAAAGCCGGGCUAUUUGAUGAUGCGAUCAGUGUCAUUCGGGAUCACAAAAACGAUGUGGCAGAAGAGGUAGCAGAGAGAAUCGUCAACGUUGCUCGCAUACACUAUUUCGAGAACGAGCAACUGGAAAAAGCGGCCCCGCUCUUUGCCUCUUUCGAAGAGGAACUUGAAUUCCUUGAGGACUUUGACUUCGACAUCGCCCGGGCAAAGCUCUUGGAAUCGAAAGGACGCAUACUCGAGGCGGCUGAGCUGCAUCUGGCCGAAGCCCGACCUCUAGAUGCAAUCCGCUUGUUUCUCACUGACUCUGCAAAUCCGAAGAGCCUGAGAAGAGCAGCAUCAUGUCUAGUCCAAGGCAUGUGGACCUCAUCACCACUGGGCACCGUUGUCGGCCAACACGGAGGGUCAUUGGCCCAGUUCCUGGCAUUGUCUGGUCGCCUUGACAAGGCUGCUAUUGCGGAGCAGCAUGCAGACGAGGCAAGUCAACCACUGAUCCUGUAG